Molecule: messenger RNA, 1580 nt
Organism: Myripristis murdjan (pinecone soldierfish)
Lineage: Eukaryota; Metazoa; Chordata; Actinopteri; Holocentriformes; Holocentridae
Gene: tspo
Product: translocator protein
Exons: 4
Coding region: 845-1330 (161 amino acids)
Cellular component (GO): mitochondrial outer membrane
Source: RefSeq, a predicted model, not a curated record
UUGUCACAAAUCAGACUAAUCGAUUAUUCGGUCCAGAAAGCAUAUCCAGGGCGUUACUUUUUUCCCGAGCGAGAGGCGAGAUAGCGAGAGCUAUUUACUCAAUCGGCGUAGUGUCUUAGGUCUUAAUUGGCAACUGAUAGACAUAAACAUCUUUGAUAUUGACAUAAACGCUCAUCUUUUGCGCAUGCGUGGUGUAGUACGACAGUAUCUCACUCCAGUAGCGCUCAUUUACGUCUCGUCUGGCAUCAGUCGGGUGCUGUACGCAGUGGCUGACUGUCCUUCUUGCUAGCCGCUUGUUAGUAGGCUGCUCAACACUGGUCUUGCUCAUUGCAAACCUCAAACCACAAACUGGGAAAGGGAGUUAAUCAUCUUGACUUUUGCGUCUUCGUUUUUCGCCUUGCGCCGCCUCCCGUGUUGUGCAAACCGAGGAACACAAAACCCUCCGCUGCUCAAGGCGUCUUCACCGUGCGGAGAUCAUGAAUGACUGUUAGCCUUGGGGACGCAGCCAAUAAGAUCAUUAUAGUAGUUUCAAUAGAUGAAUAAAGAUUGUUGUAGCUUGUUGUCCUUGACUCGGGCCCGGGCUGGUGACCAAUCAGAGCCGCACACGCUGGAAGGUGGCGCUCUCCCGGCUUGUUUUGCGCCCAUCGCGGUUGCACCCCAGGGAGUGUCCGUGAAACGCUCAGCUGCUCACAUUGAUAAGGAAACUCGGCCCAUUCAAAGAGUCAAAAGUCACAUUAUUACACCAUGUUUGUCGUUUUCGCUUUAGCCGUCCUGUAGCCUGACUUGUAUUGUAAAGAGCGCCAGACAGUUUCCUGCUGUGCGUGCCUGCGGACAACUAGAGGACAUGUGGAUGCCCAUGAUUGGCCUGACUGCCCUGCCACACCUUGGAGGGCUCUAUGGCGGCUACAUCACACGCAAAGAAGUGAAGACCUGGUACCCGACCCUUCAGAAACCAUCGUGGCGCCCGCCAAAUGCAGCUUUCCCUGUUGUGUGGACUUGUCUGUAUACGGGCAUGGGCUAUGGUUCCUACCUGGUGUGGAAGGAGCUUGGAGGCUUCACUGAAGAUGCACUGGUGCCCAUGGGACUUUAUGGGCUGCAGCUCGCACUAAACUGGGCCUGGACCCCCAUCUUCUUUGGUGCACACAAGCUGAAAUGGGCUCUCAUUGAGAUUGUGAUGCUCACUGGAACUGUUGGAGCGACCAUGCUCUCCUGGUAUCCCAUCAGCCGCACCGCCACCCUGCUGCUGGCACCCUACCUGUCAUGGCUGUGCCUCGCCACCUCCCUCAACUACUGCAUAUGGAGAGACAACCCCGAGAAGAAAGAGGAAUAGGAGGCAGCUGUGUGGUUUGAAUGAGCACAACUUAAAUUUGGGAAAAGAAAAUAGGCGGGAUCACAUCGUAAUAACAACUUGAUUCAGAUGUCUCUUCGCCUGACUCAAACAAAUCUGAUUGUUACAAGGUUAAAAAUCAUAUGCUGUCAGUUUAAAUCCAGUCAGUGGAUACAAUUUGUAAUUUAAGUUUUGCUUAAAGAAAAGGGAAUAUUUGAAAACACUAUCAAACAUUAAAAUGUGUGAUGUGAAC